This is a messenger RNA of Pogonomyrmex barbatus (red harvester ant), 2823 nucleotides long. RefSeq names its product UNC93-like protein. Gene Ontology annotation, cellular component: striated muscle dense body; plasma membrane. Gene Ontology annotation, molecular function: potassium channel regulator activity. The record is from RefSeq and is a predicted model, not a curated record. Gene Ontology annotation, biological process: regulation of muscle contraction; regulation of potassium ion transport. NCBI's taxonomy places the organism in Eukaryota, Metazoa, Arthropoda, Insecta, Hymenoptera, Formicidae.
AUGGCGGAAGACGGAGAAAACGAGAUAAGCAGGCCAGCUCGCUUACUAAAUAUCUUAUCUCAUGAACUCACGACUGGCAAUCGCGGUUUUCGCCAUUGGCGAACAAUAAUUGCACAGUUCGCUCUGUACACGCGGAAAAAAGUCUACACACCGUCCGCGUCUUCUAUUUUCGUAGGGAAACAUGUCAAGAACAUCGGCACCGUCUCGAUCGCCUUUAUGGUGCAGUUCACCGCGUUCCAGGGCACGGCGAAUCUGCAGUCGUCGAUUAACGCCAGCGACGGCCUCGGUACCGUCUCGCUCUCGGCCAUCUACGCCGCCCUGGUGCUCUCGUGCAUCUUCGUGCCCACCUUUCUUAUCAAGAGGCUCACCGUCAAGUGGACCCUCUGCCUAUCCAUGCUGUGUUACGCGCCGUACAUCGGCUCGCAGUUCUACCCCAAAUUCUACACCCUAGUGCCCGCCGGCGUGCUCCUGGGUCUCGGCGCCGCGCCCAUGUGGGCCGCUAAGGCCACGUAUCUGACGCAGGUUGGCGGCGUCUAUGCUAAAAUCACCGACCAGCCGGUCGACGCCAUCGUCGUACGGUUCUUCGGCUUCUUCUUCCUCGCGUGGCAGACGGCCGAGCUCUGGGGCAAUCUCAUCUCCUCGCUUGUAUUAAGCGAUGGCGGACAUGGUGGUGGCGGCAAUAGUAACAGCACGACCAGCUGGGACAAAAUCAAGCUGUGCGGCGCGGAUUUUUGCGUCCUUGGCAACGGAGGCCAUGAGAACCUGGAGCGACCGCCGGAGUCCGAGAUCUAUGAGAUCUCCGCGAUCUACCUCACAUGCGUUAUCGUCGCGGUGAUCAUCGUCGCUCUGUUCGUCGAUCCUCUUUCCAGGUACGGCGAGAAGCAACGACGAUCGGAUAGCCAAGAAUUGAGUGGCAUCCAAUUGCUCUCUGCUACAGCUUACCAGCUGAAGAAGCCUUACCAACAACUGCUGAUACCUAUUACGGUAUGGAUCGGCAUGGAGCAGGCUUUCAUCGGCGCCGAUUUCACGCAGGCAUACAUCUCCUGCGCCCUGGGUGUCCACAGAGUCGGCUACGUUAUGAUCUGCUUCGGGGUGGUCAAUGCCGGUUGUUCCUUGCUAUUCGGUUCGCUAAUGAAAUUUGUUGGCAGACAGCCGUUGAUGGCACUAGGCGCUAUCGUUCAUUCCUCCCUCAUAGUCGUUCUUCUCAUGUGGAAGCCCCAUCCCGACAACCCUUACAUCUUUUACUCGGUCUCAGGACUGUGGGGUGUAGGUGAUGCCGUAUGGCAGACGCAGGUUAACGGACUCUACGGCACGCUGUUUAGGCGCAACAAAGAGGCGGCCUUCUCGAAUUACAGGCUGUGGGAGAGCGCCGGCUUCGUGAUCGCGUACGCGUACAGCACGCACCUCUGUGCCCGUAUGAAGCUGUACGUGUUGCUGACGGUGCUGAUCACCGGCACCACGGGCUACAUCAUCGUCGAGCUGCUGCACAGACGCAAGCAACGGCGGCUCAAGGCGCUCGCCGAGGAUCCGAAAGCCGCUCAGGCGGCCGCCGAGGCGAACCAGCCGGAGGAGACCGACGACGAGAAGGACGAUCUUGACGACGAGAUCAUUAUCACGCAUCUGUGAACGACUGGUCCGCGUAGUCGACGUAGUCGUUUCUCUUUCAAAGCUCCUCGCGUCCGCGCCGCUUUCCCGUCUCGUCGACGGGGGACUCGAGACGACGGCCGGAAGACUCAAUCAAUCGAUUUCGCGAGCACCACCAUUUCCUUCGCUAUAUCCGCCGAGAUCUUCCGCCUGUCAUCCCCUUGUUCUCGCUUCAUCGAUCCGUCUAUUCUGAGAGAUAGAACCAUAGUAGAAUCAAUGACCAGCCGCGGCACUCUUCCCCGUUGAUGAUGGCGAGGAAAGCGUACUCUCAGUGGGCAACGCUGCCUCCGGAACGAGAGAUCGCGGAAUCACGUUCUGUCGUGGGAUGAUCAAGGUUGAUCCUCGAGGGAACGGUGGGUAUGCCCACACCUUCCACGAUGAAGUGGAGAUGCCGGGCGUCGAGUCCAUCUUCGCGGACGCUUCUCUCCAAGGUAACGCCGAAUGCGACGCGUCUCUCUCUGGACUGAAAUCUGGCUUCUACCUUCCUCAGAGGGAUGAGUCGAUGAGCCGACAAGUAAUACACUUGUCAAUAUGAUGGUGCUAAGAAACGUAUGGUGACGUAAAACUCGCGUGCUACUAGGAACAUAGAAUUUCCGCCAUCGUUGCUCGGAGCUGUCAAAUUAAUGCCAUGAUGAGGAAUCAUCUUGAUCCACGAUUCACGUUUCUGAGACCUCAUUAUCGCGUUUAUGUGAUCGUGGAAAUAACGCGCGGCGCGGAGAUGAAAGCGCAUUUUAUUGCGCACAGACCACGCGCGCUUCUGCAAGACGUGUGUUAAAAAUGAGAAUUUUAGAACUAUUCAAUUUGUAUCACGUUUUUUUUUUUUAUUGAGAAAAUGUCCUGGCGAUCGUUAUUGUCAUCGCGUAUCGAGAAGAAGAAAUGCAAGAAGCACUUUUGCUUUUUCAGAUUUGGGAACAUUAAACAUCUCGAUUUUUAUUAUCUUGUUAAAUAAUAGAAAGAUUUUUGUGAUCCUAUUAGGCUUUCAAAUUUUAUAUUUAUAAUGCUAAUAUAAAGAAAUGCGUCGGUUCCGACAUUUAUUCAAUCAGUCUGAUGAUCUUUAUAAAUUCGAAUCUUUUCAUUAUAAAUUGACUAUAAUUUGUAAAGAUUAUCAUACUUCAUAAGUAGAAAUAUAUAUGACACAUAUAGCUGUAAUUAACGAAGAUAACAGGUUUCGAUGAAAAU